Messenger RNA from Cotesia glomerata, 1408 nucleotides. RefSeq names its product snRNA-activating protein complex subunit 3 (gene Pbp49). Gene Ontology annotation, cellular component: snRNA-activating protein complex. NCBI's taxonomy places the organism in Eukaryota, Metazoa, Arthropoda, Insecta, Hymenoptera, Braconidae. The transcript is spliced from 3 exons. The record is from RefSeq and is a predicted model, not a curated record. Gene Ontology annotation, biological process: snRNA transcription by RNA polymerase II; snRNA transcription by RNA polymerase III. Bases 241 to 1365 code for a protein of 374 amino acids. Gene Ontology annotation, molecular function: core promoter sequence-specific DNA binding; bent DNA binding; RNA polymerase II cis-regulatory region sequence-specific DNA binding.
AGCAGCAGUACCAAACAACUUAAAAUGUAUAGUUUUGAUAUAUAUUCUCAUUAUGACAUACCUAUAAAGUUAUAACGAAAAAAAUAUACUGUGAAUAUUCGCAAUGAACAAUUGCAAGUUCUUCAGGUUGGUGCAGGUGGUUGUACAUUCGUACAUAUAAAUAAACACAAUGUGGUAAUUGAAAUUGCUGGAGAAAAUUCAAAUACUUGUUUAUUUUCUUGAUUAUUAUAGUUUAUCACAAUGGAACACAUAUAUCAAUCAUAUACAGCAAACGCGUCUUCAAAAUUAAAUAUCGCUGAGUAUUUUAAUCAGUUCGAAGGGGCCAAUGAACAAUUACGUACAAAGAUACCUAUGAACAAAGCACAAUUGACUGAAUUACACGAGAGUAUCAGUACUGAUAAGCUGGAUGUAGAUGAAGAGUCAGCGGUCACUGGUCAUCGACGAGUGAUACCAAAGCUCGAAGCUAAAAAAAUAGUCAACGACACAAAUUUACAGACAUUAAAACUGUUGAAAGACAAGUAUAUGGAAUAUUUGCCAAAAAUAUUCAGACCAUCGUUAAAGUAUCAAAGUGAAUUGAUUGUUAGAUAUAAUGAACCGAUAAUGAGCGGUCCUGGUGCAGUACCUGGAAAAAAUAUGAUUAUAUUUAUAAGAGUAUACAAUCCAUUUGAUUAUCAUAGGAAAGAAUAUCCUGUAAGACAUCAACGGAUAUCAUUAAUGCACUUAAUAGGAGUACUGGACUGUCAAACGUUAGCUGAUUUGCGUGAUGAAAUUCACUGUAUAUCAGAUUUAUCUCUCUCGAGAGAAAGUAGUGAUAAUCCUCAAGAGUACACUGAAGUCUCCAACAAAGAAUUGUAUAAGUCGUCAUUUUUUUAUAUUGAAAAUACUUUUUACAAUGACACAAGGGAUCCAACAAACCAUGACAACAGUUUACCGAUACGCGAGUGGGCUGAAAAACGCAACUUGGGUCCAUUUAAUGUAGCCAAAAUGGAAGACACCACAUUAGGUUCACUAGUCGUCAAAUUUGGAUACCCUUGGGUCUACCAGCAUCAAGGAAACUGCGAGCAUCUGAUUGUUUUUAGCGACGCCAGGUUUGUAGCUCGUGAUGAUGAUUUGGCAAUCGCUAAUUACCCAAGAAUUUAUCGUGCAAAACCAAGCAAACAGCCUUCAUGUAUGAUUUGCGAGCGAAUUGUCCAGUGGGUAACAUUUGACAGUGACCGAGUACCUCAUGAUUCCUUUUUCUUUUGUGAUAAAUGUUUUUUGUCUUUUAAUUACAAGGAUAAUAAAAAAAUCGGCAACUUUAAAGCUUACCGCUGGCCAUAUGACCCUGAACUGAUGAAAAUGAUUAACAACUUCAAAUCAGAGUAGUAAUAAUAGAUAAAUAAUAGAUAAAUAAAUUAUUUUAUAAUUA